CCACUCCCCGCGCCGAGUAACGGAUAACAAACGCCCGGCUUGUCGCCUACCGCCGCGAACCAAUGGCCGCCGCCGCCGCCGCCUCCUCCCUCCUCCCCUUCGCUCCCACCCGCAUGCCCCACUCCACCGCCGCCAAGGCCCGUACACUCACCACCCAGAAGCCACCCCGCCCCCCGCGCCCGCUCGCGGCGUCGUCCUCGCCGCCGCCGCCCGAGGAGGCUGAGCCGAAGGACCCCAUCCAGCUCGCCUUCGCCCGCGCCGCCGCCUACAAGAAGGAGAGGGACAGCCCCCCGCCGCCUCCGCCUCCGCCUCCGCCAGCCCCUGCGCCACCGCCGCAGCCCUCGGUGGCUAAGGCGGAGGAGUCGAGGUCCGGCAGCAAGGAGGCCUUCGCGCGGGCGGUGGAGUACAGGAACGGCAACGGGGGAGGGCUGGGCGACGGCGGCUCCGCGCUGCUCGGGGCGUCGCCGAGAUUCGGUCAAAGUACAUUUGCUAGUGAAGAUGCUGCGUUUGGGAAAUUUGCAAAUAAGAAAGAAGAGUAUGAGUAUGAUGAGACUGAUUUUUUGGGCCUAGACUUUUUUGAGAAAAAGAGUUAUAAAGGGCCUCCACCAGGGUUAGCUCCAGCAGCUGAUCCUUUUCCAGAUGAAGAUUUUCCUGAAGUGGAGAUAAUAAUUGGGGACCCUAGUAAAUUUGGGAAAACUCGUCGUUCGACAGAAAUUCAACCAGCAGAUGAUAAUGAGCCUGAGGAAACCUCACAUUCAACAACAGAAGAAAAGAAGGAAGAUAACAAGCUUGAGGAAACACCACCUUCAACUGUUACUGAGCCAGAGGAUGAAGAUGAAGACGAAUACAAACCAACAGUUAGAUCAUGGGGAAUGUUUCCACGACCGCAAAAUAUUUCUAAGGCGUAUGGUGGCGGAAGAAAUAUACGCCUGGGUGGAGAGGCUCAAAGUGCUAAAGAGAAAGCAGCCAAGGAUAAACGUACAAGAGAGCUAAUAGCUGCAUAUACGAAUAGUCAGAACAUGAUAGUUGAUGCAAAGACAAAGGCAGAGUGCAGUCAGGCCUUGAAGGAAGGUGAUGAGUUGAUGAAUACUGGAAGGCUUAAACAAGCAUUGCCUUAUUAUGAAAAAGUGAUGCAGGCUGUAGACUUCAAGACUGAAUUGCAUGGAAUGGCUGCUUUGCAGUGGUCCAUCUGUCUAGAUUCACUAUGCAGGUCCAAGGAAGCCAUGAGCAUGUAUAGCAAACUAAAAAAUCAUCCAAAUUCUGAAAUUAGCAAGAAAGCAAACAUGUUCAUGUUCAGUUUUCAGGCGAUGGACUUCAUGAAGGUUAAUAGCACUCCUGUGUCCCGGAACACUGGCUAUGAGAAUUACUUUGACAAAUUUGGUGGCCGGAAGAAUUACUACGCAGCCCUAGACGAACCUGAAAUGGGCAUUGAUCAGAUCAUCCCGAAUAAGUUACCUUAUCCCUCCACCCCAAACACGGCCAAAGAAGUAAAAGGGAAAAGUCCAGACGAAAACUAGCGUGGACGACGUCGUACAGUCUGAAUACUGGUUUUGGGUCUUAUUCCCAUUAACUUCCACUAGUAACUGCCAAAAUCCCAGAAUGUCGCAAUGUUUUUACUAACUUGUCUAAUAUUUGGCUAGCAAAAAUAGACCGCACCUUACCUACUCAGGUUCCACUAACGAUUCUUCGCUCCGCAGAAUGCACAGCCACCGCUAUAGAACCAGCAACGAUUAUGUUCUUACCCCUGUUUUUAAUUCUAAUUAUAA
Messenger RNA from Oryza brachyantha (malo sina), 1766 nucleotides. RefSeq names its product atherin. The transcript is spliced from 8 exons. NCBI's taxonomy places the organism in Eukaryota, Viridiplantae, Streptophyta, Magnoliopsida, Poales, Poaceae. The record is from RefSeq and is a predicted model, not a curated record. The coding region runs from base 63 to 1517 and encodes 484 amino acids.